Trifolium pratense (red clover) is the source of this 1509-nucleotide messenger RNA. Its product is annotated as F-box/kelch-repeat protein At3g06240-like. Bases 251 to 1360 code for a protein of 369 amino acids. Gene Ontology annotation, molecular function: protein binding. The transcript has a single exon. The record is from RefSeq and is a predicted model, not a curated record. NCBI's taxonomy places the organism in Eukaryota, Viridiplantae, Streptophyta, Magnoliopsida, Fabales, Fabaceae.
UUGAGAAUUGAAAAAGGCGAAGCAAGGGGAGUGAUAAAAGCCGGCUAAGAUGGGAUUAGUGAGUUACACGUGUUACGUCCCUUUCCAAUGCAAGCUAUUAAUGAAUGAGUUAAGAUGGCCCCAUCCGCGUGUGAAUACAUUUUGGGCGCGAUUAGAAGGGAUUAGGGUUUAAGACUAGGGCUUCUAGCCUAUCCAAGAUUUGGAAAUAAGAGAAGAAAUCCGAGAUAAUCGUCGUAUAGGAAGAAGGCGCAUGGAGACGAAGAAGACACUACCAUAUCUGCCUGAAGAUUUAAUCAUCAAAAUCCUAUUGAGGUUGCAAGUGAAAUCUCUUAUACGUUUCAAGUGCAUUUGUAAGUCAUGGUUAACUCUUAUCUCUGAUGCUCAUUUUGCAAAUUCACAUUUUGAAAUUAUGGCCGCAACACACACUCAUAGAAUUAUGUUCAUAUCAACUUCACCUCCUCAUCAAACUCAAUCUAUAGAUUUUGAGUCAUCGUUACGUUCUGCUUCACCGAACCUUAAUUUUCUGCUUCCCCAAACUCAUUCAGAUCUUAAAAUUAAAGGUUCAUGUAGAGGGUUUAUACUUUUGCGCUGUUCUUCAGAAUUCCACAUAUGGAAUCCAUCCACUGGACUUCACAAACAAAUACCUUUGUCUACCAACGAUUCAUAUUUAGAUAUCAAAUGUUUAUGUUAUCUAUAUGGUUUUGGGUAUGAUCAGUCAACAAAUGAUUACUUGGUGGUUUCAAUGUCCUAUUCCUAUGUACAUGAUACAGCCACAGAUUAUAUUGUAUCACAUUUGGAGUUUUUCUCAUUGAGAGAUAAUACAUGGAAAGAAAUUGAGGGUACUCUCUUCCCUUAUCUGAAUUUCUCUGAUGGUCCACCAGUAGGAUCGCUCUUUAAAGAGGUUAUUCAUUGGUUGGUUUUUCGUGUUGAUAUAUCAAUGUAUGUUAUUGUUGCUUUUGAUUUAAUGGAAAGGAAACUUUUAGAUAUGCAUCUUCCAGAUGAGUUUGACGGUGAACAUGACUAUACUGGUUUGUGGGUAUUUGGAGAAUUUCUGAGUGUAUGGGCUAUGGACUGUGAUGACAAUAAAUUUGAAAUAUGGGUGAUGAAAGAAUACAAAGUGCAUUCGUCUUGGACUAAGACUCAUGUUAUUUCUUUAGAUGGUAUUCCCAUUAAUUCCCCUUUGUGCUCUACAAAAAGUGGUGAUAUUAUUGGAACAUAUGAUAGUGCUGAACUGAUUAAGUAUAAUGACAAAGGAGAAUUUCUAGAGCAUACAGCCUAUUGUAACGAUUCAGGCACAUCCCAAAUGGCUCUGUAUGUCGAAUCUCUACUUUCACUCCCUGCUGCCAAUGAACAAGCUUAAGAAGAUGACACAAACAAGCAGAAGAAUGAGGCUGUGAAAUAUUCUCCUUAACCAUUUUCUUGAUAUUUAUAAUUAUAUUGUAUUAUGUACUCUUGUGUGACAGAAUUUGUAGGGUAAUAUGUGUUGUACUGCAUUUGUAGGGUAUGUCA